Molecule: messenger RNA, 888 nt
Organism: Rotaria socialis
Lineage: Eukaryota; Metazoa; Rotifera; Eurotatoria; Philodinida; Philodinidae
Source: the annotation of a GenBank genome assembly
AUGGGUAAUCAACAGCCAACAGGUCGUACGCGUAGUGAUAUAUAUUCACAGUACGAGCGAGAUGCCGAAGACGGUCGUUUCAUGACCCUUGACAAUGAGUCAUCAAUGCAUGCCAAUCCAUCACCAUUAGAAGAACGAAUCUCAUUAAGGCAAGACCCGAGUUUACCAAUACGCAUACGCUAUCAGCGUCAAAUGCAACAGUAUCUUACUCAACAAGCUGUAGAUGCCGAAUUAAAAAGCGGGAAAAAAACUAUUCCAGUUGUAUUUAAAUAUCCAGCUUCACCAAAAGAUAAAGAAGCUUUAUUAGCUGGUUCAUUUACGAAUUGGAAAGAGACUAUAGUAAUGGUUAAAAGUGAGAAUGAUUUUGUUGCUAUUUUGGAUCUACCUGAAGGAAGACAUGAGUAUAAGUUUUUUAUUGAUGGCCGAUGGGAAUAUGAUUUGAACGAACCAUCCGUAGACGAUAGUCAUAGUGGCCGUAAUAAUGUUGUUACUGUGAAAAAAAGUGAUUUCGAAGUUAUGGAAGCACUUCAAUUAGAUUCAAUGACCACUAGUAGCAGUCAUAGUUCAAAUAUAAAUAAACAAAAGCAAAAUCAUCCUGAAAUGGCGCGUUCACCACCGGGUCUCUAUGAUAAAACAUGGCCGCCGGCAAAUCGUGAAGAAUUUUUACCAACAGAUAAACCACCAUUUUUGCCACCACAUCUUCUCAAUAUUAUUCUUAAUCAAGAUACGGCUGCACAUUAUGAACCGGCUCUAUUACCUGAACCAAAUCAUGUUAUGUUAAAACAUCUUUAUGCAUUAUCAAUUCGUGAUGGUGUCAUGGUAUUAAGUACAACAGCACGUUAUAAACAAAAAUUUGUCACAACAUGUUUUUAUAAGCCGACGGGCUAA